Molecule: messenger RNA, 1641 nt
Organism: Aspergillus vadensis CBS 113365
Lineage: Eukaryota; Fungi; Ascomycota; Eurotiomycetes; Eurotiales; Aspergillaceae
Product: sterol desaturase family protein
Exons: 1
Coding region: 422-1465 (347 amino acids)
Biological process (GO): ergosterol biosynthetic process
Molecular function (GO): C-4 methylsterol oxidase activity; iron ion binding
Source: RefSeq, a predicted model, not a curated record
CGUUGAUUGGCGACUGCUAAGCGACAGGUACGCGAAGAUGCGAUCUGCGGGUGAUCCUCGGUGCUUCCCAUGUCUCCGAGGCACAGUAAUGCGGGGUCUACAUGUUCCAUGCGUUCAACAUGCACUGCCGGGCUUCAUGUGCCGAAUACUUAGUUUCCCUCCAGGUUUAUCUUUUGCUCCUUUAGGUGAAAGAGGCUCCCACCAUGAUCGAUGUCAGGAUACCCUUUAUGUCCAUCUGAUAUUUUGUUGGGAAGACUGAUCCGCUGUUUGAUGCUUGGAAUUAUCAAUGGAAGGAAAUCCUUCACAUGAAGGUAAGUCUUUCGCCCGAGCGUCCGAACUCCGAAGACAUAGUAUAAAACAUCAUGGUCUCAAUUCCUGGGGAAAGGCAUCCCAUGGUAUCAAAAAAUAAUAUACCGCCAUCAUGACUUCUGCGGGCAACCCAAAAGAUUCUAUGAAAUCCACAUGGCGUACCGGCAACCGGGACGAAUGGGGCUUCAGCCACUGGCUGCUGGAGCUGCUCAAUGUUCAUCCCAUUGCACUUGAUCAAAAAGUGCCGGUCCAUUCCAAGCAGGAGAAGCUACCUUAUAUGCCCCAGUGGUCUCUUAACCUUUGGGUUCUCUUUUAUGCGGCUGUUCCGCUCGCCAUCAAUCAGGCCUACAUCUCAUAUAUGGGCCACAACCUCGGCCCAUUUGCUCUGUUCAAUCUAUACUUCUUCUCGUUCAACGCGACAGUCAUUCACCAAGUCAAAAUGCUUCGUCGCCUCGGACAUACCUAUGGCUUCCUUGACGGUGACCAGCAUGAACGCGACGGUAUUCCCGAUGUUGGUGUGCGGAAGGUUACCGCCUCGCUCUACAAGACGACCGGCUCUCGCCUCGUUAUGGCGAUCUACCUUUCCUACUACAACCAAGCACCCAUGGCCAUGGACUGGACAUGGCUCCCACUAAUGAUCGGCCUCUAUGGCAUUGUGCUUGACUUCUGGUUCUACUGGUACCACCGCAUUAUGCACGACGUUAGCUUCCUCUGGAAGUACCAUCGCACUCACCAUCUCACGAAACACCCCAAUCCCCUCCUCGCCGCUUAUGCAGACCACGAGCAAGAGUUCUUCGACAUGGUCGGUGUGCCGUUCAUGACCUACAUGAGCCUCAAAUUCAUGGGUCUUCCCAUGGGCUUUUAUGAGUGGUGGAUCUGCCAUCAAUACGUCGCAUUCGCGGAGGUCUUUGGACAUAGCGGUCUUCGUGUCCACAUGACAGUGCCAUCAACACUGAGCUGGUUGCUGCAGUGGAUGAAUGCCGAGAUUGUCAUUGAGGAUCAUGACCUUCACCACCGCAAAGGAUGGAGGAAGAGUCAUAACUAUGGCAAGCAGACUCGCCUGUGGGACCAGAUCUUUGGCACGUGCCAUGAGCGUAUCGAGUCUGCCGAGAGCAACGUUGACUAUACGAAGUCUGUCUAUAUGCCUUUGUUCUAGACUGCCGCGAUUGGAAUAUUUGUAUCGGCUCUCCAACAGGUCUCGAACAUGCAGUGAUUGCUGCCGGAUUUUCACGAUGAAGAUGGAUGAUUUAGAUAUUAUAUGACGAGGUCACGACAAUGAUGAACAAUAUCAAUGGUAAGUGGUCAGCAAGACAGAAAGGUACAAACUAGCGC